Entrophospora sp. SA101 is the source of this 1509-nucleotide messenger RNA. Lineage: Eukaryota; Fungi; Glomeromycota; Glomeromycetes; Entrophosporales; Entrophosporaceae. The record is from the annotation of a GenBank genome assembly.
AUGGCAACUACUGACGUUUCAACUUAUUAUUUUGCAAAUUUCCCAAAUGGUAAAUUCAGUCUUUACUUCCUUGCAUAUAUUCCAAAAGAUCAAGUUUUACCUAAAUCAGAUGAUGAGCUAAGUGCUUAUGUAUUUUCUAGAGAGGGUGUAUUGGAAUUUACUCAUAAUUGGGGAACAGAAAAUAAUCCAAAUCAAAGUUACCAUAAUGGCAAUACUGAACCAAGGGGAUUUGGCCAUAUUGCAAUAUGUGUUGAUAACAUUGAAGCAGCUUGUAAAAGAUUUGAAGAACUUGGUGUAAAAUUCAUCAAAAAAUUAACUGAUGGUACAAUGAAAAAUAUUGCUUUUAUUAAUGAUCCAGAUGGUUAUUGGAUUGAAAUUAUCCCAUCUAAUAAGGAUGAAAAUUGUCGUCCAGUCUAUGGAACUUUAUCCAGAGAAACAAUCGAUAAUGUUGUCGCUCAUUCUAUAAUAUACCAAACAAAAAAGCUCCCGUGGAGUAUAGGAAAUCCAUCACUUGUAAGAGAAAAAUCGUCAAUAUCAAAAACAUCAUCAUCAUUACAUUCAAACAUUGAAAUACCCAUAAAUCAUUCACCAACCCCAGAAAAUACACUAACAACAAAUUCGACUUCAACAAGCAUAUCGUCAUCAAGUCGUUCGACAUCUCCAGACAAACAACUGUCAAGCCGUUCAACAUCCCCAGAUAAACAUUUAAUAGAUAAUAAAAAAAGGCAUAACUCAUAUUUCACAACACCUUAUGGAUUAAAUCAGCCUUAUUCACCACCAUUAACUGGUAAUCUACUGUUUAAUCAAUCACCCAAUUAUUUAACAUCAAACAAAAACACACCAGACCGUUCAACAUCAUCAUUGCCAGUCCCACCACCACCUUUAUUACCACCAUCUACAUUAAAAAAUAAAAAUAGUUCUGAUAGUAGUAAACUCACUAUUGUUGAUCCGAAUGAUGUUCAUCGAAAUCCUCCUCGAAAACAAUUUAGUAUUGACGACUAUCUUGGCAAUCCUUAUCAACUACCAUCUUUAACACUACCAUCUUUAACACUACCAUCUACAUUAAAAAAUAAAAAUAGUUUUGAUAGUAAUAAACUCACUAUUGAUGAUCCAAAUGAUGCUUCUAGAAAUUCAUCAUAUUUACAAUUAAUGCAAGCUAAUGAUGAUAGAUUUAAAGCAUCAUCUAUUGCAACCUCUAGUAUAUAUACGCCUUCACGUUCCAGCAGUACUGGAAGUUCACAUAUUGGCAGCACACGACCAAAAAUUGAUACUCAAUUGAACUCAAUUACUGAAUCAGGUGAUGUAACUCCUACAAAAUUUACAACUACAACCUCUCCAAGUUCUGAUAUAAUCGCUGCUAUUAAUGCUGCUGCAAAAAGUGAUUCACGCAGUAGUGAAGAGGGAAGUUUCCAAAGUCCAUUAUUUAAAAAUGAAAUUUUAAGUUUACGAACUGCAACAAGAUUAUCUAAAAUGAACCCAAAUGAUCAUGUUGACCAUGAUAAUAUAUAA